Messenger RNA from Enterospora canceri, 1350 nucleotides. The record is from the annotation of a GenBank genome assembly. Lineage: Eukaryota; Fungi; Microsporidia; Enterocytozoonidae.
AUGUUUGAACUGCCUGAACUCAUCGCCUACUACAACAAAACAGGGCUGUUUGAGACAGCGCUGCUUCUGGCACAGUUUCAGGCGCAACACGACCAACGUGAGGAGACACGCGUGUUGCUGCUUGAGACACUCUACCACAGUGGAGACCACGCUCGUGUCGUAGAAAUGGCAAGAGAGGAUCCAGCAUUGCUCAAAUACAGGCAGGUGGCCAUGAUCUGUGCUAAAUGCGGCGUAUUGGACAUCUCUCCUCAAACAGGAACCAUUCAAUUGACUCCCAAAGUAACCAGUUACGAAAUUGGAUACAACUCCCUGCUUCACUUUUAUAAGGCAUUGACAGAGACUGAUCGACUUAGAUACGACUCACUGAUACGGUCAUUAGAAGAGGAUUCAGAUAAUACAGAGGCCAUCAUACUCCUGUUUAAGGAUGGAAUGAUCAGAUAUGACGUAUUCAUAGGUCACAUCAGAGCCAUCAAACUCAACCUGAUACGUGACGUACUACUUGACAUAUUCAGUGGUGAAUCAAACAAGCUGUACAAUACACCACUAACUGAUCUAUAUCUGCCACUAUUCACGGUGGAUGAGACCAGGACACACCUGAAGACACUCUUCAAGAGAGCAGUCUACUUCAGCGAGCACCACGGUGCCAAUGAACACGUCAAUCUGAUUCUGAGUCUGUUUUACAUCUCAAAGAAGCAGUACAAGGAGGCAAAGAGGAGACUGGAGCGUGGAUUGGAUCAGAACAGCCACAGUGGAAUGAGCCAUCUCUACCUGGGAAUAUGCUGUAGCAUGUUACGUGAAUCAGAAUACGCCUUACGUCACCUGGAUAGGGCGUAUCUGAUAUGCACUGAUAGCAGUCUACCAGCGUACUAUUUAGCAUGCGAGCACCAGGGAUCCAAUGGAUUCAGCAUUGCCAAUUAUUACUACAAAAUAGCAAUGGAGUAUUCUGGUGCAUUUGGAUCAAACUACGCCUACUUUCUGCUUGAGAACAAGAGGAACAAGGAUGCCCAGAAACACGCUAAGAGGAAUACGGUGCUACGAGUGUUCUACUACCUGAUGACAGACAGGCUGAAGGAGGCACAGAAGGAGAUGGCCCAAUGCAGUGAGACAGAGGGACUCCACUACUAUUUGGCAAAUGGAUACCUGUUGCAUUUGGUAGAAGAAUACGAUGAUGCAAUCAGCAACUACUAUUUGGCACAGAAUAUCAGGCACUUGAAGGUGACAGAGGAGUUGAUUAGCAUUGCAAUGGAGAGCAGAAUCAAGAACGAUAGGAGAAACAAGGCAUUCACCUAUUUAUUGGCUCUGUUUGACACACUGGAAUACAAGAAUAGGAGACUAUUCGUAUUCAUGUGA